GCUUCUGUAUUUAUAAUUAUAAGGUAUACGGUUCAACAAUCGGCACAACUUCAUGAUAAGGCCAAAACAGUAUUUACGCCGCUGUACCAAACGGCAACAUGAAGAGACGGGUGGAAGGAUACACAGACAGCACCAACAGCUGUGACAGAAUCAUCAACUUCAACUCUCAAGCUAGUGAUGUUAGCUUACAGCAUCUCUCUGCAGAAGAGAAGGCUUUAAUGUUUUUGGAGGAGACCAUCAAGUCCAUAGUUACAGAGGAUGACAUUCAAUCUUCUGGAAACACGAUUAGCAAAAGCCAUCACGUCACACGUGGCGUUCAUCAGGACAGGUCUUCCUGCAACUCUUUUCCAGUGCCUGGUAGCUUGGACAAUCUCUCUGCAGAAGAGAAAGCUUGUCUCAAGUUUUUAGAUGAAACUAUCGAUUCCAUAGAAGAUGGUGGUCUGUCCACUGAUGACACUGAAAGUCUUCCGGAGUCAAGGAACACUAUUGUCCAAAAACAUAACAUUCAUCAAAAGAAGUACCUGGUUCCUACACCUUUUGUCCAGGCAACCGGUAAUGGCAAUGUCCCUCUUAAACAAGGAAUGGCAUCUCCAAAGGUAAAACCACCACCUAAUAAGGACAAUAGCCCUGAGAAUGAUCAACCAUCAUCUGACCAUGCAUCCUACUUGCAGUCUUUGUCCUCUGACCAUCUGGUGGAGCUAUGCAAGAACAUCUCCAUGAUAAAAACCUCAACUGAGAAUCAACCUUCUACACAGAUACAGUUCAAUCAACCCCAGAACAUUCCAGAAAGCGGUUGCAGAAAGCCCAGUCCUCCAGCCAUAGCCCCCAAGCCCAAGAUCCCUUCCCAUAUAGCCAUUGACGCAACUAAAGAAACCACCACCAUCCCCAAUCCAUCUGCAGAUCUGCAAUGGUUACCUCCUGAAAAUUGUGGUGGUUUGAUUCCACCAGACAAGGCCAAGCUGGAGGCUUUAUCUAAACUCGGUCUACUAAAGGAGGAUGGAAUACCAGAAAACAAACAAGGUUUGGAUGCUCCAUUGUCAAGCUCAUUUCCAGCCUGGUCUCAGAAGAACCAAGAGAAAUCUGGAUUGAAUUUGGAGAGCAGUUUGUCCAACGAUGAGCAACUAGCACUCCAAAAGCUAUCACAGGCCAUCAGCUUAAGCCUACCGAUGGCUGCUGAUGUAGGUGAGGACCGCCGAUGGGCUCUAAGAAAACUAGGAUUGCUUAAAGACUAAAUUCUGACCAAAAGACCAAAGAGUCAGAAUUAUUGGCACCCUUUGUAGAUGAUACAAGAUAUUUAACACAGACAAUUAGACAUAUGUAGAUGCUGUAUAGCUUUGUUUUAAUAAUGAUUUGCAACCCACAAUUGACUUCAGGUCAUCCCGCAACUCUUUUCCAGUGCCUGGUAGCUUGGACGAUCUUUCUGCAGAAGAGGAAGCUUGUGUCAAGUUUUUAGAGGAAGCUACCGAUUCCAAAGAAGAUGGUGAUCUGUUCACUGAUGACACUGAAAGUCUUCCAGAGUCAAGGAACACUAUUAUCCAAAAACAUCACAUUCAUCAAAUAAAGAAAUACUUGGUUCCUACAACUUUUGUACAGGCAAUGGUAAUGCCCCUCUUAAACAAGGAAUGGCAUCUCCCAAUGAGAACCCCCUCCCCCCACACCUAAUAAGGACAAUAGCCCUGAGAAUGAUCAACCAUCAUCUGACUCCAAUUGACUUUUGGUGGUGCCUUUUGCCAAGAGACACUUGAAGAGCUUGGACACUUGUUGAGGAUCUUGGAGCCUUGUAGAACACCGUAGAUAUCCCUUCAAUUCAGACCACAGGUUUUCCACAUGGUUCGAGUCUAGAGACUAAGAUGGUUAUUACAAAACUGAUUUUAUGCUCAUGCAACCCAUUCUGUGUUGACUUACUGUCUAGGAUCAAUCUUAUUAGAAGGUCAAUAGAAGAUCUAUCUAUCUAUCUAUCUAUCUAUCUAUCUGUCUGUCUGUCUGUCUGUCUGUCUGUCUGUCUGUCUGUCGGUCUGUCUGUCGGUCUGUCUGUCGGUCUGUCUGUCUGUCUAUGGACAAGGCUUAACCUCCUGGAAAAGGCAACCAUAGUUUGGACUAAACCAUCUUGGUACUUACAAUAUAUAAUGCCCUCAUUCUGUACGAGUCCCUGAAAUAAAACUGAUAC
This is a messenger RNA of Neoarius graeffei (lesser salmon catfish), 2167 nucleotides long. RefSeq lists its product as uncharacterized. The record is from RefSeq and is a predicted model, not a curated record. Lineage: Eukaryota; Metazoa; Chordata; Actinopteri; Siluriformes; Ariidae. The transcript is spliced from 3 exons. Bases 99 to 1232 code for a protein of 377 amino acids.